UUUAUUUGAUCAAAAGACAUUUUAUUUGAUCAAAAGACAUUUUAUUUGAUCGAAAGGUGCUUAUUUAAUUUGAAGCCAUUACUAACAAAAACGUCAAACAGCGACUCCCAAAACGCCGGGCAGCCGCCUGGAACUGCUCCCUAGUCGGCUGCGGCGGUGUCGGCGUGGUGCGCCACGACCAGGCAACCAAAAACGCAGCGAAAAGCAUCUCCAUCACAUUCGACAUGAACAGGCUCCAGUCCAUUCCCUCGCCCGGCGAGAAGAACAGCCCCGGCAGGGUCCUCGUCUCCAUGAACCCGUUGGGGGUGCCUUCGGCAGUCCAGGGCCAGAUAGAGUACUACCACCCGCUCAUCAGCCACGAGAGCCUGCUCAUGACGCGCCACCUGCACAGGAUCAACGGCGUCUCCUGCAUCUACUUCGCGGGUGCGUGGAUGGGUUACGGAUUCCAUGAGGACGGCUUCGCCGCGGGAGCCCACGCCGCACGGCUCAUCACCGACGGCCACGCGAGCACAGCACCGCUUGAUCUGAUCCAGGACAUUGAGGACGAGACAGCGGCCGCGUACGGCGCGGGCGUCGCCCGGCUGGCUUUGAGAUUCGGCGUCGGCAUGGGAAUCGAUUCCAUCAGGAUCAGACUGCUGUCCAAUGCGGCCGUCGGGAUCAGGGGGAACUUGCAGUAGAUGGGCUCGUUCAGGUCCUCGAGCGGGCUGCGGUACGGAGUUGCAGGAUUAUGUUUUGCGUGUUCGACUCUGAAGGCUUAUGGACCAAGGCUAGUCUCUAAUGACUCUAGUAAUACGGUAAACCCGUUAGUGCCUGGGAUAAACAGCUGGGGAGCGUGUGGUAUAUCAGCUAAAUUAUUACGAAGAUGAUCGACGAUGCUUUGUCCAAGCUUAUCUCAACGGAUACCAUUCUGGGAAGGGCUUAGCGCAAUAAAUUUCUCAUUGUCUGGCCUAAUUUGGCCGUCGGCUGCGGUUUAUGGAAGGGUC
Talaromyces proteolyticus is the source of this 983-nucleotide messenger RNA. RefSeq lists its product as uncharacterized. Lineage: Eukaryota; Fungi; Ascomycota; Eurotiomycetes; Eurotiales; Trichocomaceae. The transcript has a single exon. The record is from RefSeq and is a predicted model, not a curated record. The coding region runs from base 225 to 677 and encodes 150 amino acids.